AGAGAGAAGGAGAACAGAGUGAGGGUUGUUUCAACAACUUUGCGGUGGACGAGCGCCGGAGCAGGGAUUUCGGGUUUCCGAGCUGGCUCAGGGCUGUCUAAUUAUGUCGGGGCUCUGCAGGGACACGCAGGAGGCGAGGUGCCGCUUGUUCUGACAACCCAGCGGGCAGACUGGCAGCAGCGGCAGCCUUGCCGCGCUGGGAGAAAGCGAGCCCUGUCAUCCGGGGCGGAGGGGGGGGGCGUCGGGCGGGGGUGGCCCAGCCAGUCGGACGGGUUUGCGCCGGGAUCCCGGAGCCGGUGCCAGCGGCGCCCGGGCUGGGCCGCCUAGCGUCUCUGCGCGCCCCGGACUGCGUCCCGGCUUCCCCUUCCCGAGCCCCUGCCCGGGAGAGCUGAGGGCGGGGCGGCAGCUGCUGCAGAGCGAACGGCCCGGGCUGUCCGAGGGAAGCUUGAGCGGCGGCCGAGGCGAGGGCCGGUGGAGCGGGCAGGCGGGCCGGUCCCGGGCAGGGCGCCGGGCCAUGGAGGAGCGGCGCAGCAGCGGGCAGCUGAAUCCCGAGUCCCAGGCCCGGCUGCGGAGCCGAGGAGCCCGCGGCCGGAGAGGGCCGGGGAGCACCUCCCGCGCUGAAAGCCCGAUGCAUGCCCGGACGCGGUCCCCAGCAGCUCCUGCCCGCGACGCGCGGCCCCCACGGUAUCCCGAGGACCGCCACGACGGCACCAGCAACGGGACGGCGCGGUUGCCCCAGCUGGGCACUGUAGGUCAAUCUCCCUACACGAGCGCCCCGCCGCUGUCCCACACCCCCAAUGCCGACUUCCAGCCCCCCUACUUCCCCCCGCCCUACCAGCCCAUCUACCCCCAGUCGCAAGAUCCUUACUCCCACGUCAACGACCCCUACAGCCUGAACCCCCUGCACGCCCAGCCGCAGCCGCAGCACCCGGGCUGGCCCGGCCAGAGGCAGAGCCAGGAGUCUGGGCUCCUGCACACGCACCGGGGGCUGCCCCACCAGCUUUCGGGCCUCGAUCCUCGCAGGGACUACCGGCGGCACGAAGACCUCCUGCACGGCCCACACGGGCUUAGCUCAGGACUCGGAGACCUCCCGAUCCACUCCUUACCUCACGCCAUCGAGGACGUCCCGCAUGUAGAAGACCCGGGUAUUAACAUCCCAGAUCAAACUGUAAUUAAGAAAGGCCCCGUGUCCCUGUCCAAGUCCAACAGCAACGCCGUCUCCGCCAUCCCCAUAAACAAGGACAACCUCUUCGGCGGCGUCGUGAACCCCAACGAAGUCUUCUGUUCAGUUCCGGGUCGUCUCUCGCUCCUCAGCUCCACCUCGAAGUACAAGGUCACGGUGGCGGAAGUACAGCGGCGCCUCUCACCACCGGAGUGUCUCAACGCUUCGUUGCUGGGCGGAGUGCUGCGGAGGGCGAAGUCUAAAAAUGGAGGAAGAUCUUUAAGAGAAAAACUGGACAAAAUAGGAUUAAAUCUGCCAGCAGGGAGACGUAAAGCUGCCAAUGUCACCCUGCUCACGUCACUAGUGGAGGGAGAAGCGGUCCACCUAGCCAGGGACUUCGGGUACGUGUGCGAAACCGAAUUUCCUGCCAAAGCAGUAGCUGAAUUUCUCAACCGACAACAUUCCGAUCCCAAUGAGCAAGUGACAAGAAAAAACAUGCUCCUGGCUACAAAACAGAUAUGCAAAGAGUUCACUGACCUGCUGGCUCAGGACCGAUCUCCCCUGGGGAACUCGAGGCCCAACCCCAUCCUGGAGCCCGGCAUCCAGAGCUGCUUGACCCACUUCAACCUCAUCUCCCACGGCUUCGGCAGCCCAGCGGUGUGCGCCGCCGUCACGGCCCUGCAGAACUAUCUCACGGAGGCCCUCAAGGCCAUGGACAAAAUGUACCUCAGCAACAACCCCAACAGCCACACGGACAACAGCGCCAAAAGCAGUGACAAAGAGGAGAAACACAGAAAGUGAGGCUGUCCUCCCGCCCUGCCUCCCCUCCUCACCAGCCCAGUCUCCACCCCACCCCCCACCGCGGGCAGGUGACAGCUCCGGGACCAGCACACCCCCAACUGCUGCUACUGCUGCCGCUGCUGCUGCCGCCGCCACCGCCGCCGCCGCCGCCACCUUCAGUCCCCAGGCGUCUGGGGGACUCUCUACCGCCAGCGGGACAGCCCGUGCUGAUCCAGCCCCCUGCCUCGACGUCCGCCGUAGGCACCAACUCCCCUUUGCCCUCCUGUGGAGCCUAAGAGAACAGAACAGGCCAUGAAGCCAGCAAAGAAAAGUUCUGUCCAAGUUUGUGAACCUUUUUUUUUUAAAAAAAACAAAAACAAAAACAAAAACAAAAAAAAAAACACACAAAAACCGACAACUCAACAACGACCACCACCACAAAAAAGUUAAACUUUUUUUCUAAAAAAAAAAAAAUAAAAAAUAACAUAAAAAUUAAAAAAAAUUAUAUGAGCUUCAUGGGACUGGAUCACCACCUUCCCUUACAUACGUCAGUUCAGAUGGUAGCCAUACUUAAAAAAAAGGCAAAAAGGAAAAUGACAUUUUUAUCAGUAUUGUGAAUAAACUUGAACGCAAAUACACGAAGUUCCAUGUCAUGUCUUCAGUUGUAGGAGUUUUUCCUCUUCAAGGUAAAGCGACCAACUUGAACUUUCUCUGACAACACGAUUCACAGUUAUAUAAGGGAAUCAGUGUUCACGUCUCUGUAUAUAUUUAUUUAUGUGUAAUUUAAUGGGAAUUGUAAAUAUGGUGAGUCUGUUUUAAGCCUCUUUUUUUUUUUUUAUUUAUCUGGUGAUCUCGUUUACCUCUUGUUUAGUGGGUUUUGAAUCUUCCCUAUUAGUUCUUCAUGUGGUUCAUGGUACUUAUUUAGAACUAAAUUCAAGGUUUGGGGAAUUUUUUUCCCCCUCUGGGAUUCAUGAAUUUAGCCCUGUUGUAGCAUGUUAAAGACGACAAUGAAACAGCUGAACGGAUUAAAAAAAAAAGUAAAAUAAAAUUUUACAUAUAAUUAGUAUUGCAUUUAGCUUUUCAUUGAACUGAAAGAAAAAAGUGAUAUUGGACCCUGGAAAGAUUUUUAAACUUGAGUGGUUUGAUAACCCUUCUAUGUAUUGUGGGGAGAAAAGUUUAUUUUAUUCCACUGUCCUCCCUUGAAAGCAUCAUUUGAGCAAUAAAUGAGUAUUGUCUUUAAACCAAGGGUAAGGGAUUCCACCCCCCCCCCAUUUCUCUCUCUCUCUUGCUCUCUCUUUUUGUUCAAAGAACUUCAAACAUUUGGGACCACCUGGUAUUCUGUAUUUUCACUGGCCAUUUUGGAAGCAGUUCUAGUUGUAUUGUAUUGAGUUGUGCUGGCGUAGUUUCCAUGCCUGUCAAUGUAUCAUAGUCCUUUGUUGCCCAGAUAAAUAAAUAUUUGAUACGCUUUAUGUCGA
Ailuropoda melanoleuca (giant panda) is the source of this 3417-nucleotide messenger RNA. It is a transcript of the gene TFAP2A, whose product is annotated as transcription factor AP-2 alpha. Gene Ontology annotation, biological process: regulation of transcription by RNA polymerase II; regulation of cell population proliferation; anatomical structure development. NCBI's taxonomy places the organism in Eukaryota, Metazoa, Chordata, Mammalia, Carnivora, Ursidae. Gene Ontology annotation, molecular function: DNA-binding transcription factor activity, RNA polymerase II-specific; RNA polymerase II transcription regulatory region sequence-specific DNA binding. The transcript has 7 exons. The coding region runs from base 515 to 1963 and encodes 482 amino acids. Gene Ontology annotation, cellular component: nucleus. The record is from RefSeq and is a predicted model, not a curated record.